This is a messenger RNA of Sphenostylis stenocarpa, 435 nucleotides long. The record is from the annotation of a GenBank genome assembly. NCBI's taxonomy places the organism in Eukaryota, Viridiplantae, Streptophyta, Magnoliopsida, Fabales, Fabaceae.
AUGGGGAAUAAAAACUCAGCAACUUCAAAGGCACGUAGUGGCCAGCGAGCAAAGGUUGCUUCAAUAGAACCACAACCGCACCAUGUCUUUUCAAGGCAAAGGAAAUACACAAGAAUGCCAGAGGUGGUGAGUGUUAGGGCGUACCCAACAGAAAAUGAAGGUAAGACACCACUAUGUGAUGAUCACACUUUCUCCAAUUACAUUCAACGUACUAAGUAUAAAAUCAGCAGCAACUCAAACAUUGGUUGCCACGAUGAGCAGAGGUGCCCUGCAUAUGAAGAUGAUAUGGCUAAUGUGACCAACAACAACAUGGAAAACGAAAGAGACCCUUUCUCAGAUUAUAUUCAGAAUGCUAGGAAGAAAGAGCACAAGGGAGCAACACUACUUACAGAUUCCAUAAUACAGAAGUCUCUCCGCUACACAGACUCAGAUUAG